Ipomoea triloba (trilobed morning glory) is the source of this 1128-nucleotide messenger RNA. Its product is annotated as protein MKS1-like. The transcript is spliced from 2 exons. The record is from RefSeq and is a predicted model, not a curated record. Gene Ontology annotation, cellular component: nucleus. The coding region runs from base 130 to 810 and encodes 226 amino acids. NCBI's taxonomy places the organism in Eukaryota, Viridiplantae, Streptophyta, Magnoliopsida, Solanales, Convolvulaceae.
GUAGUAGUGGGCAUAGCAAUUCCAGAUUACAUCUACCAUGUUCCCCUUUUGAGCUGUUGUUUCUUCUCCUUUCUCCUUUAGAUUGUUUUACUUUCAAUCUCCCCGUGACUUCGCUACUGCUCUUCCGUGAUGGACCCACCGCUCUCGGGGUUUUCCUCCGGCACCGGCGAAAGGCCGUCACCGACGAGGAGGGAACUGCAGCUCCAGGGCCCUCGCCCAACUCCGCUUAGAGUCAACAAGGAUUCCUACAAAAUCAAGAAGCCACCGGUUGCUCCGCAGCCACAACAACAACCGGCUGCGGCGGCGGCUACGACGACGACCCAGAAUCAGCCGGUUAUUAUCUACUCGGUGUCUCCAAAAGUGAUUCACACGACGGUGAGCGAUUUCAUGGGCGUGGUGCAGCGGCUGACGGGGUCGUCGUCCUCUUCGCAGCUGGGGCAGACGUCGGGGUCUAGCAGUGGAUCCGGCGACUUGUCCCCGGCGGCGAGAUUAGCUUCGAUUGAGAAAACAAGUCCGUCAGAGAGAGAAAGGGAGAGACACAGAGACACGGGGCCUAGCGAACAAAUUGAAGUAUCGGCGAUAAUCGAAAAUUCAAGUGUUGAAAUGGGGCAGAUCCCGGGAAUAUUAUCGCCUGCGCCGACGUCGUUACUUCCGAUAUCUCCACCGGGGCUGUUCUCUCCGGCGUCGGACCCGUGGAUGUUGAUGCAGCUGAACAACAUGUUUCCCAGCCCGUCGGCGUUGUUUUCAGCUCCACUGGUUUCUCCUUCUCCUUCCUCAUUACAUGAUCUCUCCCCAUUCUUUGACUUUUGAUCAGAAUUCACGUACAAGCAGUAGUGAGUGAUUGUUGGAGAAAAUUGUUGUGAUGAUAUGCAUGGUGCAUUAUAGGAGCUGAGGAAGCUAAGCAGCAUUUCUGCACUUGGAUCUGGGUCUGGAUGGGAUCAGAUAAACGUACAUACUCGCAGGCCGGCCUUUUAAUUGUACGUUUUGGGAGAUGCAGGCCUGGCCUGCCUCACCACUCCUCGCCCAAGUCUAUCCACUCAAAGUUUAGUUUACAUUUUUUUUUUUUUUGAAAACAGUUUAGUAAGCUACAUAUUUAUUUAUUUUUAUGAAGAGAAAUCCCAAGCAAAA